Molecule: messenger RNA, 2115 nt
Organism: Manihot esculenta (cassava)
Lineage: Eukaryota; Viridiplantae; Streptophyta; Magnoliopsida; Malpighiales; Euphorbiaceae
Product: glutathione synthetase, chloroplastic
Exons: 12
Coding region: 187-1875 (562 amino acids)
Biological process (GO): glutathione biosynthetic process
Cellular component (GO): cytosol
Molecular function (GO): glutathione synthase activity; glutathione binding; ATP binding
Source: RefSeq, a predicted model, not a curated record
AGUAACCAAGCAAAGCUCAUCAGGGUCAAUACAGCCUGCCGAGGACACUAAGGAACUCACAAACAAAUCAACGAGGUGUUUUGCUUCUAAUCCUCCAAUGCCAGAAUCCAAUUCAUAAUUUUUUUCUAUAGUCAGCCGCAAUGAGAUCCUUAUAACUUCCUUGUGGUCACCAAGAAAAAGGUCAAAAUGGGUGCUGCCCAUUCCUCUUCUCUCUGCCUCUCUUCUCCUACCACUACUAAAAUCACUCAUUGCUGCCCUUUUCAUCACAUACCGAAACCGAGUUCAAACUCUUCUUCCAUUCCCAUCAUUCAGUUUCAUCUGCAGAAACCCACUAGCAAUUUUAUUUCGCAACACCAUUAUUCACCUUGUUCUCCUUGUGCAUCUUCAAAGAUCGUGCCUUUGAGGUGCGCAAGAGUCGGGUUGAUGGAGACCCAAGAAGGAAGUGGUUCAAAACCCGUAAUUGAUAUUCAAGGCAUCGACGAAGAAUUGGUUGAAAAGAUAAUCUACGAUGCGCUUCUUUGGAGUUCUCUCCAUGGCCUUGUCGUUGGGGACAAAAGUGUACAGAGAUCAGGAAAAGUACCCGGUGUGGGGAUGGUACAUGCUCCAUUUGCCUUGCUGCCAGUGGCAUUCCCAGAAAAUCACUGGAAGUUAGCAUGUGAGGUUGCGCCCAUAUUCAACGAACUCAUUGAUCGUGUGAGUUUGGAUGGAAAUUUUCUGCAGGACUCGUUAUCCAGAACAAAGAAAGUAGAUGUUUUCACAUCAAGACUUUUAGAUAUUCAUUCCAAGAUGCUAGAAAUGAACAAAAUAGAGGAAAUACGAUUGGGUUUACAUCGCUCUGAUUACAUGCUUGAUGAACAAACUAAAUUACUCCUCCAAAUAGAGCUAAAUACAAUUUCAGCUUCAUUUCCUGGCCUCAGUUGUCUUGUCAGUGAGCUUCACAGGAGCUUGCUUAAGCAUUAUGGUGAACGCCUUGGAUUAGAUUUCAAAAGAAUACCAAGCAACACUACUGUUGAUCGGUUUGCUGAAGCUCUGGCCAAAGCUUGGACCGAGUAUAAUAACCCUAGAGCUGCAGUUAUGGUUGUUGUUCAGCCUGAGGAGCACAACAUGUAUGACCAACAUUGGCUUUUUGCUCCGUUGAAGGAAAAACACGAUGUAACAGCUAUUCGGAAAACAUUGGCAGAAAUUGAUAAAGAAGGGGAACUUCUACCAGAUGGAACGCUACUUGUAAAUGGACAAGCAGUUGCAGUGGUUUAUUUUAGAUCUGGGUAUGCACCAACUGAUUAUCCUUCAGAAGCAGAAUGGAGAGCUAGGCUACUCAUGGAGAAGUCAUCGGCCAUCAAGUGUCCAUCCAUAUCUUACCAUCUGGCAGGCACCAAGAAGAUUCAACAAGAGCUUGCAAAGCCUAAUGUUCUUGAGAGAUUUCUUGAGAAUAAGGAUGAUAUCGCCAAGUUGCAAAAAUGCUUUGCUGGCUUGUGGAGUUUGGAUGACUCAGAUAUUGUCAAAAAAGCCAUUGAGAGACCUGAGUUGUUUGUGAUGAAGCCCCAAAGAGAAGGCGGAGGGAACAAUAUAUAUGGGGACGAUGUGAAGGAAAACCUUCGAAGGUUGCAGAGGGAACGAACUGAAGAAAAUGCUGCUUACAUCCUUAUGCAACGUAUUUUUCCAAUUGUUUCCCCAGUGUUUUUGGUGCGCAAUGGCAUUUGUCAUAAAGAUCAUGCAGUAUCAGAACUAGGAGUAUAUGGCGCUUACUUGAGGAACAAGGAUAAAGUUAUUGUAAAUGAGCAAAGCGGAUACUUGAUGCGGACAAAGGUCUCAUCAUCGAAUGAAGGUGGAGUUGCAGCUGGAUUUGCAGUCUUGGAUAGCAUGUACUUGAUUUGAUGGAGCAAAUGCUUUAUAAUUGACUCACAUGUGUUACAGUUCUGCAGCACACAAAUUUGAUAUAAAGGGGUUUUUCCUUGGCACUUCUUGAGAGGAAAUAUUGACAUGGAGGACUGACCUUUUGUUUUUAUUGUUUCAUUGACAAUGCAAAGUAAUUGUAAUGAUUUUUCAAUACUCCUGCUUUCAAGCAUUUCUUGUUGGGACUGUAUUGCCAAAUAAAAUUUGAAAAACUUGCUCUAA